Vollenhovia emeryi is the source of this 2970-nucleotide messenger RNA. RefSeq names its product protein claret segregational. Bases 931 to 2916 code for a protein of 661 amino acids. Lineage: Eukaryota; Metazoa; Arthropoda; Insecta; Hymenoptera; Formicidae. The record is from RefSeq and is a predicted model, not a curated record. Gene Ontology annotation, molecular function: ATP binding; microtubule binding; microtubule motor activity. The transcript has 6 exons. Gene Ontology annotation, biological process: microtubule-based movement.
UUCACACUGGAUUCGAUAUCCGUGUACGACGUCCGAUAUCUAAUACGAUUGAAUUUUACUUUUGGUUUCUUAUUGGAUCUAAAAGUGUAAAUCGAUCAUAUUGGAUGUCGUAUGUACGUCGUACGUCGGAUAUCGGAUUGAGUGUGAAAAUAUUAAUUUGAUCUUUCUCUCUCCAUUGAACAAGGCUGCGUCACGUGUCGCGUCAUGCGCGAUAAUUCAAUGAGCGUACAGCGUGCAACCGAAAGUCUAUGGCCUAGUUUACAUCGUGCACUUGAUACGCGUAUCAAGUAGUGUAUUUGAGCUGAUCAGCCAAUGAUUAAACUGAUUUACUAGUUAUUUACUAUUUGAUACGCGUACCAAGUGAUCGAUGUAAACUAGGCCUAUUACUUUUCCACAAAAGCGGUUCGUUGAUUGGAUUAGCGGGCAUGACGCGACGCGUGACGCGCUCCAUGGAAACGCAACCUUAUUAUAGGGACUCUACUCUCAUCAUGUGUGGUAUUCGUGAAGUGGUGCACAACCUGUCCAUAUCUCAUUGGUUGCACGCAUACGAUUCCCCACCAAGGAGUCAAGUUCAAAUGAAGCUAUCGUUAACCGUCGGUGCUAAACGAAACUGGUGACAACGUUUACACAAAGGGGCGAAGCUUGUAGUAUUCUCCGCUCUGUGCUCGAUUCACGAUUACGGGAGUCAGUUUUCCCUCACGAAUUGAAUUCUAGUUUGUAAAAUGAAUAAACAUGUCGAUGUUACGUGAACUCUAGGUAAUUGUACAACGUAUAAUAAGUAGAGGAUUGUGUGAGAGUUGUACUGCAAUUGGAGAACUGAUUGUGUUAUUGUGAGCGGCGAGCUUUUAAUAUUCCUUUAAUUUACUGCAUGAGGUAUAUAUUGAGUUUUUGAAACGCAUGCCAUCCGAGUGAGUGCACACGAUGUAAUCUAUGGAAUCCCGUUUACCAGUACCAAAAAUAAAAGUAAAGCAAGAGACUAAUAUAACGAAUGUAACUGCUAAGAAUAAUAAUCAUAAAACAAUUACAAAUAGCGACAAUAUGUCAGCGCCAACAUUGACAUCAACGUUAAAGUCAGCGACAUCAACAUUGGCAGGUCCUGCCAGCAUUAAGUCUACAAACGAAAACAAGCCACCGAUAAAACCCUUAAAUCGAGCACAAACGUUAUGUCCAAUUACCCGACCAAACAACGUAACAACGUUAAAACGAGCAGCUACUAAUAUCGCACAUGGAGAUGCGAAGAAGCCUUAUAUCAAACCUGUUCCUAAAGUUCCACGAGUGAUUAAGCCAAAUAAUGUUACAGCAAGCAAAGUUAACAGAGCUGUCCAGAAUGACGUAGAUAACGCAGGCAAGCUUAAAAAGUGGGACCUACGAGGUCGCUUGGCGCAGACGAGUGGCAAAUUAACAGCUGCGCAGCAAAAAAAUAAAGACAUGAUAUCGAAAUGCAGUGGGCUCGAAGAAUUGGUGAAUAAGCUACAAGCUGGUGAAGCUACGCACAAUAAUAAAAUGGAAGAACUUAAACUUUCAAACAAUAACUUGACUAGCGAAGUUGAGACUUUAACAUUAGAACUAUCGGCGAUUCGGAAAAAUGAGGAAGAUAUGACAAAACGUUUGAGGGAAUUAGAAGAAUCGUGCACAAAUCUUUCUUCUGCAUUGAACCAAUUUCAAGAAAAAUCACGGACACAAGAGGUAUUGAUUUCGGAGCAAACUGAGGAACUAACGACUUUGAGAAAAGAUUUAAAACUUCAGCAGGAGCUAAACACUGAUUUGAAUAUCAACAAGGAAGAACUGAGAGCAUUGACUCACAAAAUGGACAAAGAACGCAGGGUAUUACACAACACUAUUCAAGAAUUAAAGGGCAAUAUAAGAGUCUUCUGUAGAGUUCGUCCACCAACUCAAAAAGAAACUGAACAGAUGAAAGCGUUGUGUAACAUAAACUUCAUCGACGACUGUACCAUUGAAGUAGGUAAAUCGGAUGGAUCGGAUGCAAUGAGCUGCAGUGGAAAGCAACGAGGAACAAAACAAGAAUUUUCAUUCGACAAAGUAUUUGCUCCCAAAGCUUCGCAGGCAGAUGUGUUUGAAGAAUUGUCCCUUUUAGUGCAAUCAGCACUUGAAGGAUAUAAUGUUUGCGUAUUUGCUUAUGGCCAAACUGGUUCUGGUAAGACGUACACUAUGGAAGGCGAAUGUGGAUUAGAGAUCGAAGGCAUGAUACCUAGAACAGUACGCCACAUAUUUGUAGAGAUGAAACAAUUCGAACUUCUCGGUUGGGAGUAUCGAAUAGAAGCAAGUUUCCUGGAAAUUUAUAAUGAACAUAUUAUCGAUCUACUCGAUUGUCAACCAAAGAUGCACGAAAUACGAAUGGUUGACAGUAAAGGUCACGACUUAUACGUUAGUAACCUUCAGAUUAAAGAAAUACACAAUGCAGAGGAAUUAUACGCGUGCCUACGUACUGCACAACGCAACCGAGCUGUUGCGGCUACUCAAUCAAAUGAACGAUCAUCUAGGUCUCAUUCGGUAGCAAGAAUCCGAUUAAUUGGUACACAUGUUACAAAACAAGAGGUGGUAGUGGGAAAUCUGAAUUUAGUCGACUUAGCCGGGUCGGAACGUUUGAAGUCUGAAGAAGCUAUUAGGACUGCAGAGACAAAAAACAUCAAUAAGUCUUUAGCCAAUCUUGGCAACGUGAUUUUAGCUCUUUUAAAGAAACAGGAGCAUGUACCUUAUAGAAAUUCUAAAUUGACCCACUUACUCAUGCCUUCUCUGGGAGGCAAUUCGAAAACGUUGAUGUUAUUAAAUAUAUCCCCAUUAGACGAAUGUUAUAACGAGACGUUGAAUUCGCUGAGGUUCGGUAGUAACGUUAACAAUUGCAAGACUGGACAUGUAAAGCGAAGCCGAAUGAUCUUGCAAAAUACGAAUAUUUAAAUUUAGACGUAUGAAGUUUUACAAAAUAGUACUAUAUUACAUAUUUUAAGACGC